AGCAGCAGGAGACCCCACAGGCUAAAAUGGUGCUCCAGGUUAAGAACAGUUUCAGGAGGUCUGGAACGAAUUAAGUACUUAACCCGAGGUACCACUGUAUUGGGAUGCUGGUGAUACACUGUAUUACGAUAUUGAAAACCAGGCAUCGUCCGGCCCUAAAAAAGAUGCCAGACUCAUUAGAAAAGGAUUUGCUAGCCGCUUUAAUAAGGACAGACAGAACUUAGCAGAAGGCCAAGGGGUUCCUUCCGAUAUCUUGGAAGCUUCCUGAGAACACAGAUGGAUGAGCAAGACUCAGCCGGCCCAGAAGCAGGAAGGGGCCAUGCCAUCAACACUGGGAGCAGUGAGGGAUUCUGGGAAAGCUCCGUGAAGAAGAUCCUGGGUGAGGAGGACACCCUCCACUCUGAUAUGAAGAGCCAGCAGUUCAGGCAGUUCUGCUACCAGGAGGCCAAAGGACCCCGAGGAGUUUGCAGCCGACUCCACCACCUUUGCCAUCAGUGGCUGAAGCCAGAAAGGCACACGAAAGCCGAGAUGCUGGACCUGGUGGUCUUGGAGCAGUUCCUGGCUGUCCUUCCACUGGAGAUGGAGAACUGGGUGAGGGAAUGUGGAGCGGAGACCAGUUCCCAGGCGGUGGCCCUGGCCGAAGGAUUCCUCCUGCAUCAGGGAAUGGAGAGGAAGCAGGCAGAGCAGCAGGGAAAGAUUAUCUUUGCAGAAAUGGGCCUGGAUUCCUCUGAGGCAGAGAAGACUCCGUUGGUCAGGAGAGAGAGGCCGCUGGGUGACAGAAUGAUGCUGCCAAGACCUCUUCUUCCAUCUUUGCAUGGAGGCAGAGGAGAAACAUCAGUUCUGGAACCAGAUCAGGGUCUUGUAUGCUUUGAAGAUAUAGCUGUUCAUUUCACAGACGAGGAAUGGGCGUUGCUGGAUCUUGACCAGAGAGCUCUGCAUAAAGAAGUCAUGGAGGAGAAUUGUGGGAUCAUGAACUCUCUCAAUGGUGAUGAAUCAGAGAUUAAGAACCAGGGAGACCAUGACCAUGUAUACACCAUGGAGAAGCAAUGUAAAUAUUCUGAGUGUAGAGAGAACUUCAGUCAAAGCUCCCUCCGAAGAAAUCCAUUGGGGAAGAAAUCCUAUCAGUGCUUGGAAUGUGCGAAGAGCUUCAGUCGGAAAGAGAGUCUCACUUCCCAUCAGAGAAUUCAUACAGGGGAGAAACCAUAUCAGUGCUUGGAAUGUGGGAAGAGCUUCAGUCGGAAGUUCAAUCUCACAGUCCAUGAAAGAAUUCAUACAGGAGAGAAACCAUAUCAAUGCUUGGAAUGUGGGCAGAGUUUCACCUGGAAGGAAGGUCUCACUUCCCAUCAAAGAAUUCAUACAGGGGAGAAACCGUAUCAGUGUUUGGAAUGUGGAAAGAGCUUCAACCGGAAGGAAAGUCUCACUUCCCAUCAAAGAAUUCAUACAGGAGAGAAACCAUAUCAAUGCUUGGAAUGUGGACAGAGCUUCGGUCAGAAGACCAGUCUCAUAGGCCAUCAAAGAUGUCACAGUGGGGAGAAACCAGACAAUGGCUCCAGUCCUCAGGGCACCCCCAGGGAGGAGGAACGGGGCCUUGAGGGCAUGGGGCCAAUGGAGCUCGUUCUGUCGGGGCUCACUUGUGGGGCGAUGGCUGUGCCGACAGAACUUAGCAGAAGGCCAAGGGGUUCCUUCCGAUAUCUUGGGGGCUUCCUGAGAGCCCAGAUGGAUGAGCAAGACUCAGCCGGCCCAGAAGCAGGAAGGGGCCAUGCCAUCAACACUGGGAGCAGUGAGGGAUUCUGGGAAAGCUCUGUGAAGAAGAUCCUGGGUGAGGAGGACACCCUCCACUCAGAUGUGCAGAGCCAGCAGUUCAGGCAGUUCUGCUACCAGGAGGCCAAAGGACCCCGAGAAGUUUGCAGCCGACUCCACCACCUUUGCCAUCAGUGGCUGAAGCCAGAAAGGCACACGAAAGCCGAGAUGCUGGACCUGGUGGUCUUGGAGCAGUUCCUGGCUGUCCUUCCACUGGAGAUGGAGAGCUGGGUGAGGGAAUGUGGAGCAGAGACCAGUUCCCAGGCGGUGGCCCUGGCCGAAGGUUUCCUCCUGAGUCAGGCAGAGGAGAGGAAGCAGGCAGAGCAGCAGGGAAAGAUUAUCUUUGCAGAAAUGGGCCUGGAUUCCUCUGAGGCAGAGGAGACUCCGUUGGUCAGGAGAGAGAGGCCGCUGGGUGACAGAAUGAUGUCAGGGAUACCCCCUCAUCCAUCUUUGCAUGGAGGCAGAGAAGAAACAUCAGUUCUGGAACCAGAUCAGGGCCUAGUAUGCUUUGAAGAUAUAGCUGUUCAUUUCACAGACGAGGAAUGGGCGUUGCUGGAUCCUGACCAGAGAGCUCUGCAUAAAGAAGUCAUGGAGGAGAAUGGUGGGAUCAUGAACUCUCUCAAUGGUGAUGAAUCAGAGAUUAAGAACCAGGGAGACCAUGACCAUGUAUACACCAUGGAGAAGCAAUGUAAAUAUUCUGAGUGUAGAGAGAACUUCAGUCAAAGCUCCCAUUCCGCUUCCCUCCGAAGAAAUCCAUUUGGGAAUAAAUCCUAUCAAUGCCUGGAAUGUGCAAAGAGCUUCAGUCGGAAAGAGAGUCUCACUUCCCAUCAAAGAAUUCAUACAGGGAAUAAACCAUAUCAGUGCCUGGAAUGUGAGAAGAGUUUCAGUCGGAAGUUCAAUCUCACAGUCCAUCAAAUAAGUCAUACAGGGGAGAAACCGUAUCAGUGCUUGGAAUGUGCGAAGAGCUUUACCCAGAAAAAGGAUCUCACUUCCCAUCAGAGAAUUCAUACAGGGGAGAAACCAUUCCAGUGCUUUGAAUGUGGAAAGAGUUUCACCUGGAAGAAAAGUCUCACUUCCCAUCAAAGAAUUCAUACAGAGGAGAAACCAUAUCAGUGUUUGGAAUGUGGGAAGAGGUUCUGUCGGAGUGCCCAUCUCACAACCCAUCAAAUAAGUCAUACAGGGGAGAAACCAUAUCAGUGCCUGGAAUGUGGGAAGAGGUUCUGUCGGAAGUUCAAUCUCACAGUCCAUGAAAGAAUUCAUACAGGAGAGAAACCAUAUCAGUGCAUGGAAUGUGAACAGAGUUUCACCUGGAAGGAAGGUCUCACUUCCCAUCAAAGGAUUCAUACAGGAGAGAAACCGUAUCAGUGCUUGGAAUGUGGAAAGAACUUCACCCGGAAGUUUUAUCUCAUAGUCCAUGAAAGAAUUCAUACAGGAGAGAAACCAUAUCAAUGCUUGGAAUGUGGACAGAGUUUCACCUGGAAGGAAGGUCUCACUUCCCAUCAAAGAAUUCAUACAGGAGAGAAACCAUAUCAAUGCUUGGAAUGUGGACAGAGCUUCAGUCAGAAGACCAGUCUCAUAGGCCAUCAAAGACGUCACAGUGGGGAGAAACCAGACAAUGGCUGUCUAGGUCAGACAGAACUUAGCAGAAGGCCAAGGAGUUCCUUCCGAUAUCUUGGAGGCUUCCUGAGAGCCCAGAUGGAUGAGCAAGACUCAGCCGGCCCAGAAGCAGGAAGGGGCCAUGCCAUGGAAACUGAGUGCAGUGGGGGAUUAUGGGAAAACUCAGUGCAGAAUAUCCUGGGUGAGGAGGACACCCUCCACUCAGAUGUGCAGAGCCAGCAGUUCAGGCAGUUCUGCUACCAGGAGGCCAAAGGACCCCGAGAAGUUUGCAGCCGACUCCACCAUCUUUGCCAUCAGUGGCUGAAGCCAGAAAGGCACACGAAAGCCGAGAUGCUGGACCUGGUGAUCUUGGAGCAGUUCCUGGCUGUCCUUCCACUGGAGAUGGAGAGCUGGGUGAGGGAAUGUGGAGCGGAGACCACUUCCCAGGCGGUGGCCCUGGCCGAAGGAUUCCUCCUGAGUCAGGCAGAGGAGAGGAAGCAGGCAGAGCAGCAGGGAAAGAUUAUCUUUGCAGAAAUGGGCCUGGAUUCCUCUGAGGCAGAGGAGACUCCGUUGGUCAGGAGAGAGAGGCCGCUGGAUGACAGAAUGAUGUCAGGGAUACCUCCUCAUCCAUCUUUGCAUGGAGGCAGAGGAGAAGCAGAAGCUCUGGAACCAGAUCAGGGUCUAGUCUGCUUUGAAGAUGUAGCUGUUCAUUUUGCAGACGAGGAGUGGGCUUUGCUGGAUCCUGACCAGAGAGCUCUGCAUAAGGAAGUCAUGGAGGAGAAUUGUGGGAUCAUGAACUCUCUCAAUGGUGAUGAAUCAGAGAUUAAGAACCAGGGAGACCAUGACCAUGUAUACACCAUGGAGAAGCAAUGUAAAUAUUCUGAGUGUAGAGAGAACUUCAGUCAAAGCUCCCAUUCCGCUUCCCUCCGAAGAAAUCCAUUUGGGAAUAAAUCCUAUCAGUGCUUGGAAUGUGCAAAGAGCUUCACCUGGAAAGAAGAUCUCACUUCCCAUCAAAGAAUUCAUACAGGGGAGAAACCAUUUCAGUGCUUGGAAUGUGGAAAGAGCUUCACCUGGAAGAAAGAUCUCACUUCCCAUCAAAUAAUUCAUACAGGGAAGAAACUAUAUCAGUGUAUGGAAUGUGAGAAGAGUUUCAGUCGGAAAAAGAUUCUCACAAUACAUCAAAGAAUUCAUACAGGGGAGAAACCAUAUCUGUGCAUGGAAUGUGGAAAGAGCUUCACUCAGAGUGCCCAUCUCACUUCCCACGAAAUAAUUCAUACAGGGGAGAAACCAUUUCAGUGCUUGGAAUGUGGAAAGAACUUCGCCUGGAAGAAAAGUUUCACAGCCCAUCAACGGAUUCAUACAGGGGAGAAGCCAUAUCAGUGCAUGGAAUGUGGAAAGAGUUUCACCUGGAAGAAAAGUCUCACUUCCCAUCAAAUAAUUCAUACAGGGAAGAAACUAUAUCAGUGUAUGAAAUGUGAGAAGAGUUUCAGUCGGAAAAAGAUUCUCACAAUACAUCAAAGAAUUCAUACAGGGGAGAAACCAUAUCUGUGCAUGGAAUGUGGAAAGAGCUUCACUCAGAGUGCCCAUCUCACUUCCCACGAAAUAAUUCAUACAGGGGAGAAACCAUUUCAGUGCUUGGAAUGUGGAAAGAACUUCGCCUGGAAGAAAAGUCUCAUAGCCCAUCAACGGAUUCAUAGGGAGAAGCCAUAUCAGUGCAUGGAAUGUGGAAAGAGUUUCACCUGGAAGAAAAGUCUCACUUCCCAUCAAAUAAUUCAUACAGGGAAGAAACUAUAUCAGUGUAUGGAAUGUGAGAAGAGUUUCAGUCGGAAAAAGAUUCUCACAAUACAUCAAAGAAUUCAUAGAGGGGAGAAACCAUAUCUGUGCAUGGAAUGUGGAAAGAGCUUCACUCAGAGUGCCCAUCUCACUUCCCACGAAAGAAUUCAUACAGGGGAGAAACCAUAUCAGUGUUUGGAAUGUGGGAAGAGUUUCAGUCGGAAAGAUAGUCUCACUUCCCACGAAAGAGUUCAUACAGUGGAAAAAUCAUAUAAGUGUUUGGAAUGUGGGAAGAGUUUCAGUCGGAAAAAGAAUCUCAUGGCCCAUCAAAGAAUUCAUCCAGGGAAGAAACCAUAUCAGUGUUUGGAAUGUGGGAAGAGGUUCUGUCGGAGUGCCCAUCUCACAACCCAUCAAAUAAGUCAUACAGGGGAGAAACCAUAUCAGUGCUUGGAAUGUGGAAAGAGGUUCACCAGGAAGUUCUAUCUCAUAGUCCAUGAAAGAAUUCAUACAGGAGAAAAACCAUAUCAAUGCUUGUAAUGUGGACAGAGCUUUGGUCAGAAGACAAGUCUCAUAGGCCUUCAAAGAUGUCACAGUGGGGAGAAACCAGACAAUGGCUGUCUACUUGGAGGCUUCCUGAGAGCCCAGAUGGAUGAGCAAGACUCAGCUGGCCCAGAAGCAGGAAGAGGCCAUGCCAUCAACACUGGGAGCAGUGAAGGAUUGUGGGAAAACUCUGUGCAGAAGAUCCUGGGUGAGGAGGACACCUUCAGCUCAGAUGCGCAGAGAAAAAAGUUCAGGCAGUUCUGCUCCCAGGAGGCCAAAGGGCCUCGAGAGGUUUGCAGCCGAUUCCACCACCUUGACCGUCGGUGGCUGAAGCCAGAAAGGCACACGAAAGCUGAGAUGCUGGACCUGGUGGUCUUGGAGCAGUUCCUGGCUGUCCUUCCACCAGAGAUGGAGAGCUGGGUGAGGGAAUGUGGAGCAGAGACCAGUUCCCAGGCGGUGGCCCUGGCCGAAGGUUUCCUCCUGAGUCAGACAGAGGAGAGGAAGCAGGCAGAGCAGCAGGAUCUGUUUGCAGAAAUGGACCCAUAUUCCACUGAGGAAGAGAAGACUCCAUUGGACACCAAAGAAAGACCACUGGGUAACAGAAUGAUGCCAGGAAGACCUCCUCAUCCAUCUUUGCAUGGAGGCAGAGGAGAAACAGCAGCUCUGGAACCAAAUCAGGGUCCAGUGUGCUUUGAAGAUGUAGCUGUUCGUUUCACAGAUGAGGAGUGGGCUUUGCUGGAUCCCAACCAGAAAGCUCUGCAUAAGGAAGUCAUGGAGGAGAACUGUGGGAUCAUGAACUCUCUCAGUGGUAAUGAAUUGGAAAUUAAAAACGAGGGAGACCAGGACAAUGUCUACCCAAUGGAGAAGCGAUGUAAAUAUACAGAGUGUAGAGGGAACUUUAGUCAAAGCUCCCAUUCCACUUCCCUCCAAAUAAAUCCCUUUGGGAAGAAAUCCUAUCAGUGCUUGGAAUGUGGAAAGAGCUUCACGCAGAAAGAAAGUCUCAUGACCCAUCAAAGAAUUCAUACAGGGGAGAAACCAUAUAAGUGCCUUGAAUGUGGAAAGAGCUUCGCCUGGAAGGAAAGUCUCACCACCCAUCAAAGAAUUCAUACAGGGGAGAAACCAUAUCAGUGCAUGGAAUGUGGUAAGAACUUCGCCUGGAAGGAAAGUCUCACUUCCCAUCAAAGAAUUCAUACAGGGGAGAAACCAUAUCAGUGCAUGGAAUGUGGAAAGAGCUUCGCCUGGAAGGAAAGUCUCACCACCCAUCAAAGAAUUCAUACGGGGGAGAAACCAUAUCAAUGUUUGGAAUGUGGGAAGAGUUUCAGUCAGAGUGCCCAUCUCACCACCCAUCAAAGAAGUCAUAAAGGGGAGAAACCAUAUCAGUGUUUGGAAUGUGGGAAAAACUUUACCCAGAAAAAGAGUCUCAGAUCUCAUAUAAAAAUUCAUAAAGGGGAGAAACCAUAUCAGUGCUUGGAAUGUGGAAAGAGCUUCAGUCGGAAAGAAAGUCUCACUUCCCAUCAGAGAAUUCAUACAGGGGAGAAACCGUAUCAGUGCUUGGAAUGUGGAAAGAGCUACAAUCAGAGAUCCAAUUUUAAGUCGCAUCAAAGAAUUCAUACAGGGGAGAAACCAUUUCAGUGUUUGGAAUGUGGAAAGAACUUUAGUCAGAAUGCUAUCCUUAAGACACAUCAAAGAGUUCAUACAGGGGAGAAGCCAUUUCAGUGUUUGGAAUGCGGAAAGAACUUCAGUCAGAAAUUAACUCUUAGUUUCCAUCAAAGAAUUCAUACAGGGGAGAAACCAUAUCAGUGCUUAGAAUGUGGAAAGAGCUUUAGUCAGAGGACCAAUCUCACAGCCCAUCAAAGAAUUCAUACAGGAGAGAAACCAUAUCAUUGCCUGGAAUGUGGAAAGAGCUUCACCCAGAAGGAAAGUCUCACGAACCAUCAAAGAAUUCAUACAGGGGGAAAACCAUAUCAGUGCUUGGAAUGUGGAAAGAGCUUCAGCCAGAGAUUAACUCUCACUUUCCAUCAAAGAAUUCACACAGGUGAGAAGCCAUAUCAGUGCUUAGAAUGUGGAAAGAGCUUUAGUCAGAAGCCCCAUCUCACAGCCCAUAACAGAAUUCAUACAGGUGAGAAACCAUAUCAGUGCUUGGAAUGUGGAAAAAGCUUCACCCGGAAGGAAAGUCUCACUCCCCAUCAAAGAAUUCAUACAGGGGAAAAACCAUAUCAGUGCUUGGAAUGUGGAAAGAGCUUCACCUGGAAGGAAACUCUAACUUCGCAUCUAAGAAUGCAUACCAGUAGUGGUAGCAGUAGUCAUUUUAUAAUGGUCAGUAACCAUUAUCAAGAUAAAAACACCAAUUACAAGAUUGAAUAGUUUAGAACAAAGUUGAGUAGAACAAAAUAAAAUAGAAUAAAAUCACAUACAGUGGUACCUCGGGUUAAGUACUUAAAUCAUUCCAGAGGUCCAUUCUUAACCUAAACUAUUCUUAACCUGCAGCACCACUUUAGCUAAUGGGGCCUCCUGCUGCUGCUGCGCCACCGGAGCAUGAUUUCUGUUCUCAUCCUGAAGCAAAGUUCUUAACCUGAGGUACUAUUUCUGGGUUAGCAGUGUAUGUAACCUGAGGCGUAUGUAACCCGUGGUACCACUGUACACAUAGAAAGUUCUCGUUUGUCAUUUAUCUGUCAGAAAGAAGUUCAUUCCAAAAUGGUCACUCUAAUCAGGUUUACAGAGACACUCAGAAAGGAGAUUGACUUGAUAAGUCAUAAGACAUCAAUAAAACCUUUUCUACCCAACUCAUUGAGAGCCAAAGAUAAGGUUCAGGAAAUGAGUUCUAAAUCACGAGAGUUUACAAGGCAGAAGCUUGACAGUGGAAUGAAAGAAUAACAUCACUUAGUGCAUCUGUUGAAUAAGGUUUGCCUUGCUACUGUAUUUUUCCAUGUAUAAGACUAUAAUUUUUCCUUAAUUUUUCAAGUUUAAAAUAAGGAGUCGUCUUAUACAUGGAUAGUGCAUAGUGCAUUUUAAUUUGGGGUAAAAAAAACAGGGGUUGUCUUAAAUAUGGUGGUGCCUUUCACAUGGAAAAAUACGGUAUAUGCUGGGUCCUAUCAUGGACUACAGUUCAACUGGCCAAGAGACAUAUGAGGAAUUUAUCAGGGGAUCAAGUGGUCAUAUAGACUUAAUCAACGUGGAUCCUCCAAACUACUACAAUCAAGCUCAGAGAGUCUUACUAUCCUUUAGGACCUCCCAAAAUUCCCUCACUGCUACAUCGCACAAAGCCUAUGUUGAUUUCCAAAGGAAUUUUCCCAGUAUGAGUCUUUUAACAACCUGAUUUUAUCACCACUAAUUCUUCACUUUAAAGCAGCCAGAUCCCAGAAAUAUAAAAGGACUCUAAAGAGGAGAACAUAAAGGAGCUUAAGCAAAUUGUCUCAAGAAGAUUUGAUCAGCUGUUGGGAACCAGAGGACCCAAUUAAGAAUAAAUAUGCCCUAGAGGAGAAUUUGAUCAUCCCACUUAAAUAUUGCAUACCAGGAGAAUCAUAGAAACACAGUGGGAAGGGGCUACAGGGGCCAUCUAGUCUAACCCACUGCAGUGCUGGAGUUUCAACUAAAGCAUGCGUGGCAGAUGGCUUCUGGUGCUGCUCUGCCUUAAUGGAGGCAGCUCCCAUGACAGCGGGAGAUUGUUAUUGAAGGAAAAAUAAGGAUGAUUGAGGGUAAUUAUCCUUGCAAAUUCCCCCCAGGGACAGGGGGAACAGGCUCCACUCACAGUUCAUCUAUGUACAUGGCUCUUGCUCCGGCAUGGAAUG
Molecule: messenger RNA, 9497 nt
Organism: Podarcis raffonei (Aeolian wall lizard)
Lineage: Eukaryota; Metazoa; Chordata; Lepidosauria; Squamata; Lacertidae
Biological process (GO): regulation of DNA-templated transcription
Source: RefSeq, a predicted model, not a curated record